AUGGCCACCAGUAUCCCGAAAAUUAAGCUUGAGUCCAAUCCAACCGAGUUCACUCCUAUACCUGUAGUGAAGACCGUAGUCCAUAUUAGAUUAUCUAUAGCGAUCAAUGAUAUGUUAGUUGUUGACCGUCAUCCCUCAGAACCCUCCUCGCCGGACAGAGGGUAUGAGGUUGUAAAUCCCAAUGUCCCCGCUUUUGAAAUUGCACUCCAUGAAGAGGAUAUGUGCUUUCAACUCUUCAAGGAGAAGGUUUUCGAUCGAAUCAUGACUGCAGCGACCGAAGUAAGCAUGUUUGGCCUCCGAGGCAUACUUGACGAUGCCGAAAACCGAUCCCUACUCGAAUGGGUCUAUUCAAUCACUGAGGAUUGUGACCGUUGUGGAACUGCUGAACAACCAGAACAGAGCUUUAGAGGGGAAUAG
Molecule: messenger RNA, 417 nt
Organism: Puccinia graminis f. sp. tritici CRL 75-36-700-3
Lineage: Eukaryota; Fungi; Basidiomycota; Pucciniomycetes; Pucciniales; Pucciniaceae
Exons: 1
Coding region: 1-417 (138 amino acids)
Source: RefSeq, a predicted model, not a curated record